This is a messenger RNA of Melampsora larici-populina 98AG31, 591 nucleotides long. RefSeq lists its product as uncharacterized. Bases 1 to 591 code for a protein of 196 amino acids. NCBI's taxonomy places the organism in Eukaryota, Fungi, Basidiomycota, Pucciniomycetes, Pucciniales, Melampsoraceae. The transcript is spliced from 4 exons. The record is from RefSeq and is a predicted model, not a curated record.
AUGAUUAUCAAAUUUACUAUACAUAUUGACCUUGGUCAACUUAAGGAUCAUGAUGUGGCACCAGCCAAGGAUAUCACCAUUUGUGCCGAACCGGUCCCUGUCCCUGUCACCCCCAAUUCGCCACCACACAACGAGUCAAAACCUGUAACCCAAAGCGCGACUACUGCCCUGAUUGCUGAAGUCCGUCUAACUUUAGCUCCAAUUGGCGAGGAGAGAAACGAACUUGAGAACCAAAACGCAUUUGCACAACCAACUUCUGCACAACCAACUUCAGCCACCGAUAGUUUUUGGUCUGUGUUGGACACCGAGAUCAGUCAAACAACUCCUACCCUAGGCCAAACCACACCCGUCACAUCGUUACCUGCGGUGGUUGAUCACGGGAUGAACCCAAGUACACCUGGCCCAUUUACCUCAUUCCUCGCGGCCUUGCUAUCUCGGUUUGGCUCACGCUCGGUAUCACCUAUGGUUGAUACCAUCAAUCCACAAUAUCUGUUGCCUGGAAUUGAUACUCGUUUAACUAAAUACAACAAACGACAGCAGAUUGAUAAUAGAGAAGCCGAAGGUUCCAACUCUAAGAAGCGUCGAAUGUGA